AGAGGGGCCCAGGCAGCAGCUUCUCUGGCCUGUGUCCGUCACGGCAGGCUCCCUACUGGGCUGAAGGGUCCGGCUCGUGGUCGUCCCCGGGUGGGGGUGGGGGGGACUGCUCCUGUCUGCCCAAAGGGGGGCUGUUUCUUUUGCUGAGGGCUAAGUGACUUGCCCAGGGUCUCACAGCCAGGAAGUGUUGGUGUCUGAGGCCCUCCUGACCGUCCACCGCGUGCCCGGCUGCCCCAGCCCAGAGGUUUUGGCCAGAGUUCUCUCGCUCACCAUGAGCCGCGUCCUCUGGCUCCCUGGGUGGCUCUGGCCAGGAGCUGCCCCCAUCUGGGCCUGGUUCCUUCCCGCUCUCGGGCCAGGAUCCCGGCACUGCUGCCCGAAAGGUGGGAGGGAGUCCGGAGCCUCUUGGGCCUGAGGAAACAAAGCUCAGACCUGGGUCCCCUCUCUGGCCGUCAGCCCCCUCACCGGGGGGAAGGUGUCGGACCGCCCGGCCAGCGGCACCCUCAGCUGGGGCGGCUGUGCUGAUUAGCUCCCUGUCCUCCAAGGGCCCCCUGCGCCCAACCUGUGCCCCUCGGGAUGCCUCGGAGCCCCGGGCCAGACAGGCUGUGAAACGAGACUUUGGCCUCCAUCCCUUUGGCCUGGGGAGGCGCUAGUGCUUCAGGCACGGAGAGGGCUGAGAAGGGUCAGGGCCUGGGAGGGCCGGGCCGGGAUUAGGCUUGAGGGCUCCGUGACCUGGACAGCCAGCGGAGUUUGCUUUCCAGAUAAUGAGAUUAUAAACAGCCACUUGUGUUCGGGAGGUGGGUGAGAUCAGACACAGGGACCAACUUCCUGGUGAGCCCAAGGCCAGAGUCUAAAGUCACAGCUCCGAGGCUCUGGGCAGCUUCAGGAGCCCUUAGCCUGUCCUCGGGCUCUCCAGGAGCUUCAGGCAGCAAGCUCCCCUCGAGCCCCACUGGGAGGACUGGGAGCUGCAUUUGGGACCCAAGGGUCUGCGUCCCUCCUCCCUCCCAGGCUGGCCUUCGUGGGGCCCGGGAGUCGCUUCUCCCCUCCUGGCUCAACCCCCUCGCUCGGGUCCCCUUCCCUGGCCGAGGUCCGCUGAGGCCACCGGUUUUACAAGUGGGUGCUGAUAAGGCUCCACGCAGGGCAGAUUAAACAUUAAAUGCAGCCGCGGCUGCCAGCCUGAGUCCCCGGGGCCGGGCCCCAGAGUGUCUGCUGCAGCGGUGUGGCCUGGAGCACAGAGACCAUGGCUGCCAACUUUGCCCAGGCACUGGCCGAGAUCGGAGGCUUCGGGCCCUUCCAGAUCCGGCUGCUCAUGCUGCUCUCUGUCCCCAACUUCCUAUCGGCCUACUACAUGUUCGCGCAGGUCUUCAUGGUGCUGGAAGAGCCCCACCACUGCGCCCCUCCGCUCUGGGUGCAGAACUACGGGCCCAACCUGACCGCCGAGGAGAAGCGGAACCUCAGCCUGCCUCGCACAGAGGCCGGGGACUGGGAGUCCUGCCUCACCUACGCGCCGCCCCCCGAAGGCUGGAGCCUCGAGGACAUCUACCGCUAUGGCCUCAACGACACGCAGCCUUGCCAAGGGGGCUGGGAGUACCCGGAGAAGCGCCCGCUGUCGCUGGAGAACGAGUUUGACCUGGUCUGUGACCGCGAGUAUGAAAAGGAGACCUCCCAGUCUGUGUACAUGGCUGGACUUCUGAUUGGGGCAAUCAUCUUUGGCCCUCUCUGUGACAGGAUUGGCCGCAGGCCCACCAUCCUCAUCUUGUUGCUCCUCCAUGCUGUGUUUGGCAUCGGGACGGCCUUUGUCCCUAACUUCUACUUCUACAUGGCUCUCCGGUUCGCCGUGGCCUCCGCGGUGGCUGGCUACGCCAUCAGCAAUGUCACCUUGACCACAGAGUGGGUCAGUGCUUCCAAGCGGACCCUGGCCGUGGUCCUUUCCCACUGCUGCUUCUCAUUGGGCCAGAUAGCCUUGGCCGGCCUGGCCUAUGGAAUCCGCAACUGGAGGCUGUUCCAGAUUGUGGGCACCUCCCCCAUCUUACUGCUGUUCUUCUAUUGGUGGGUGCUUCCAGAAUCUGCCAGGUGGCUCCUGACUCAGGGGAGAGUGGAGGAAGCCAAGGAGCUGGUCCAGAAAGCAGCCUCGAUAAAUAAGCGCAGCGUGUCUCCUGAGACCCUCAGCCAGCUAACUCCGGAGAAGACGGCACCCAAGGGAAACGCUCUGGACUUGUUCCGGCACCCUCAGCUCCGGAAGGUGACGCUCAUCCUCUUCUGUGUCUGGUUUGCAGACAGCCUCGGCUACUACGGCCUGAGCCUCAACGUGGGAGGCUUCGGACUGAACAUCUACCUGACCCAGCUGAUCUUCGGGGUCGUGGAGGUGCCCGCACGCAUGUCCAGCACCUUCAUGAUGCAGCAGUUUGGCAGGAGGAUUAGCUUGAUGGGGACCCUGAUCACGGGGGGUCUCAUGUGCCUCAUCAUCAUCUUCAUCCCCUCAAAUUAUCCCACCGUGACCACAGUGUUGGCCGUGGUGGGGAAGUUUGCCACGUCUGCGGGCUUCACCAUCUCCUACGUGUACUCGGCAGAGCUCUUCCCCACCGUCAUCAGGCAAACAGGAAUGGGGCUGGUGGCCAUCUUCUCCCGGAUCGCGGGCAUCCUCACGCCCCUGGUGAGCCUCCUGGGGGACUACCAUCCCUCCAUCCCCAUGGCCAUCUAUGGCUCUCUACCAGUCCUGGUUGGGAUCCUCUCUGUCAUACUUCCUGAAACUAAAGGAAAGACCCUAAAGGACAAUAUAAAUGACAUGGAGUCAACACCGCCAAAAGGGCCUCAGAAUCCAGAGCCUGAUUCCUCUGAGAAAGAAGUGGCGGCCCAGGAGAACGGCACCGUGAGCCCUCACAACAUCACCUACUUCUGAGGAGCUGUGGGGCUCCACUGGCAGGCCGACGCGCCCCUCUCUUCCCUCUAUAGGGACGUUUGGGCUUCUCUUGCUCCAAAUGGGAAGCGGCUACCACUUUCUCAGUGAAAGGGCUGCCCCUUCCAGCCCUGCUUCUGCAGCAUCUACAGUCAAGGGCUCCCAGUCUUCUCUUCCCUCAGAUCCGGGAGCAGAAAUCCCAUGCAUCCUUAGGAAUUCAUCUUGGCUCCUCCCUCCCCGGACCCUUCACACUCACCUCCCCCUCAGCCUUCCUCGGUGCCUGGGAUGCACUUGCUCCUCGUCUUUUCUCAGAGCCCCCUACUUCCUUCCAGGCACGGCUCAGUUCAGGACAGGAAGCUUUCUAUUAGCCUUUUCCAAUCUCCCUGGAACUUUGGAUCCUGCUUCUGUGUUAGGCUCUUCCCCCCGAUAAAAACGGGACCAUCUCGAGGUUUGUACCAUUAGGGUCCAGCACCGCACCUUGAAUAUAGUAAGUGCUUGAAUUUAAUUUACUAUUACUAGAAGUUAUUUAAUAGCAGGGCAAAGAUUUCCCAAAGCCUUGACUCUGCUUGAGACUGGUGGGAUGACGAUCCCGGACAAUCCCAAAGGACCAAUGAUGAAGCACAUUAUCCACCUCCAGAGAAAGAACUGAUGUUGACUGAAUGCAGACUGGAGUGGGCUAUUUUUCUAUUUCUUUUUUUUUUCUUUUUCUUUUCUUUUAUUCUAGCUUCCUUCUUCAAAAUGCCUAAUAUGGCAGUUUUACAUAAUUGCACAUGGAUACCCUACAUCUACACCUACCGUGCUUACUGUCUACAGAAUGGGGGUGGGGAGGGAGGGACUUCCUUUAAAUAAAAAUGUUUUAAAAAUACCAUCAUGAAUUCCCAUCAUAGAUUCACCAAGCAUAGAAUGUACAAGUUAAAAGGCACCUUCGAUAUCACCCUAUCUAAGCCGCUAAUUUUAGCGAAGAGAAAACUGCAGACCAAAGAGAGGAGCUGCUUAAGAUCACACAAUAAGAAAAGAUAGAGGAUUUGAACCCGAGCCCUCUGCUUGAGGCAGAAGACAGCCCAACAAUAUUCGGGUGACCGGGUCGGAUCUCCAUCAUCUUUAUAUUCAAAAGCAUCCUUGAUCUGAGAAGUCAUGUCAAAGAAACCAAUGGAGACUAGAGCUGUGUUCUGGGGAAUAUUUAUUUAGAUUGCCUGGGGAGAUCCUUUUUUAUUCUUUUUUUUUCCUGAAGCAAUUGGGGUUAAGUGACUUGUCCAGGGUCACAGAGUUAGGAACUAU
Molecule: messenger RNA, 4171 nt
Organism: Sarcophilus harrisii (Tasmanian devil)
Lineage: Eukaryota; Metazoa; Chordata; Mammalia; Dasyuromorphia; Dasyuridae
Product: solute carrier family 22 member 13
Exons: 10
Coding region: 1238-2896 (552 amino acids)
Biological process (GO): transmembrane transport
Cellular component (GO): membrane
Molecular function (GO): transmembrane transporter activity
Source: RefSeq, a predicted model, not a curated record